Messenger RNA from Paramecium tetraurelia, 1107 nucleotides. RefSeq lists its product as uncharacterized. NCBI's taxonomy places the organism in Eukaryota, Ciliophora, Oligohymenophorea, Peniculida, Parameciidae. The record is from RefSeq and is a predicted model, not a curated record. Gene Ontology annotation, molecular function: zinc ion binding. The transcript is spliced from 3 exons.
AUGGAGACCGAAACAAGUCCAAAGAUUUUGAGCUUUAGAAUAAAUAGCAACGUCAAUACUUUGAAUUCAGAUCUAAUACGUACAAACUAAUCGCAUCUUGAUUAAUCAAUCUCUAAAAUAAAUGAAUAAAAUAAGAAGAUACAUUAAUUGGGGGAAGGUGUAUUCUCAGAGAACACUGAUAGAAACAAUCAAGACUCAACCAACAAUACAAGUUGUAUAAGUAACUUGUCACCACUCAAACCUAAACAAGGUUAGAAGGAAUUCGAAAACUAAUUCACAUUUGUCAGUCAAGAAGACUCAUACAAUCAAUCAACUAUCUAGAAGUAAUCAAAGUAAGGCAAGAAUUCUCGCUUAUCUAUUUCUAACAAAAUAAACACCAGAAAACAGAGUUCAUCUUCAAUCAAAGAAUAAAUACAAGAGGAAAAAUAUUGUGGGAUUUGUGGACAAGCUGAUUAAUUUUCUAACUUCAUCAGACCUUGUCUAUGUAGAUCCAAACAACACAACCAUCAAUAAUGUGAAUAGAAGGAUUUCUGUGAAAAGUACAUAGACAAUUAAUCCAAUAAAAUAACAAAACCAUUAUAAUGUGAAAAUUGUCAUUUCAACUUUGUUAUAAAGUCUUACAAAGAUAUUAAUUUCACUAAGGCAUUUAAGGAUCCACUUAAACAUAGAAAGGUUCUGAUGUAUUUAUCGAUAAAUUUGUCAAUACUUAUUCUGGUUACAACUUUGAUCACUCUCUCCAUCUUAAAUAGAAUGCAGUUUAGAUAUCAUGUGGAAUAUAUUGCAGGUGUGAUUAUAGCCUGUCUGAUACUAAUUGGAAUCAAGAUUGUAGUUACUUGCAAUUUGAUUGAAUACAUUUCCAAUUUUACAUGGUACAUUUUAGAUAGAGAACAAGCAAAGGUCAAUGAUAAUGGAGUUAGGAUGAAUCAAUAAACAUUAAAUGUUGCUUUAGAACACCAUUAACGAAAAAAAUAACAACUUCUAUAAAUUAUGGAUCAAAUGAUAUCAAAGAAAGUACAUUCUGAACUUCCUAUCUAAAACCCAGAACAUAUCAAAUGAUUUACUUUUGAUUUUAUAUUCAAAAUCUAUUUAAUAUAGUUAAUAAAGUAA